AUGGCCAAUCUCGAAAUGCAUGCGAACUUCAUGGACAAGAGUCUGGCCCUGUGGGAGGAGGCGAGCAGAGCUGUGGACAAAUCAGAAGGAUCGACGCUUACUGUGGAGGAAGCCGACAGGUUGAGACAGCACAUAGGAGAGCGUAGGAGAAUUGCAACGAUUGGAAAGGUGUCUAUGGAGCGUGAUAGGGUGUAUCGUGCAGGGCAGGGUAAUAUCACGAAGAGCAUAGAACUGGCAAAAAGGCAAAUCGAUCUCGUCCCGGAACACCCAGCCAACCUCCAUGACCUUGGUACGAUGUACAUGAUGCGAACAGAGGUGGACCCUAGUGGGGCCUGGCCCUUAGCAGUCCACUACUUGAGGGCUUCUCAAGUGACCGCUGUAAAACUGGCUAGCCCAGUACUAGGAUGCAAGGCGGAGGGGCGUAUCGAUGAAGUAACGGAGGAGAGCAGGAUAGAGUUCUCGUCUAGGAUCGAUCUCAUUGGAGAGGAUGCGGUCAUGUUUGAUAAGGCGGCCUGCUCCUUCACACUGGUCUCGGCUCAUCUUUACCUCAAUCUCGCCCAGAAUCUUCCCUUCCCGGACCCAAUUCACGGAACACCGAUGCCGCCUAUGGAAGGGCGUCCGCGAGUAUUCAAGGGGAAGGUGUUUGUAACAGUAGGUUACCGUUCGACUAUGUUUUAUCAUUUCCUGUUGGAGUCCUUGCCGAGGCUCGUGGCUCUGCAGGAGGACAUAAGGAGUACUCCCAACCCACAGGCGAGUCUUCAAGAUAAUCAGCCAUCAACAGUACGCUUCCAGAUCCUCUUACCUUGGGCACCCUUUGUUGAUGGCUUCACUGAUAUCCUGCUUAGAGGGUUGGGCGUUGAGAAUGCCAAGAGGCUCUACUACCCGACAGAGGGCACGAGACAGGUCCGAGUAGAGCUGUCUGAGGUCGUAUCUUAUACCUGGCCUCCUAUGGUGGACCCUGCCUAUGACCUUCCACUGCACUGCAUACCUCCAAGCCGGUUGUUGCGGGGUCUGCGGAGUGCUAUGAUGAAAGGCAGUAGUGAUGUUGGUGGAGGGGAGGAGGCUUCCAAUAGACCUGUGGUUUUGUGGAUCGUUCGGAAGGCCUCUCGGGAUGAGUCGAGAAUACUCAAAAAUGAACGGCGGUUGGUAGCAGCCCUUAGGAACAUUGAAGGGGUCGAUGUGAGGGAGUUCGAUGGAGCUGAGGAAGGAGCGGAAAGAGCGGUAGCGAUGUUCUCGAGAGCAGCAGUGGUUGUUGGGGUCCAUGGAGCUGGCUUGUCCAACAUCCUAUUCUGUUCGGAGGGGACUACAGUGAUCGAGUUGGGAUUUGCGAACCCUCUGGUGCGGCACUACAUGUACAUUGCUGAGGCUCUCGGGCUGAGUUAUGAGAGGGUCCUGUUGGAGGGUGCGGGCCGAGACGAGCGGGCUAUGGGGAAAAAGAAGGUUGCAGUUGAUGUGGAGGCUGCGGUGGAGGCAGUCCGUAGAGCUAUCGAGGGGAGGGUCGGCGUUGUCCAUGAUGAAAUGUGAUGAUCCGGGAACAGCUUUUUAGUCGGGCUCUAUUUAGAAGUGCUCAUUUUGCUUACUGCUAGGUAGCAUGUUUCCGC
This is a messenger RNA of Perkinsus marinus ATCC 50983, 1601 nucleotides long. RefSeq lists its product as hypothetical. The coding region runs from base 1 to 1524 and encodes 507 amino acids. Lineage: Eukaryota; Perkinsozoa; Perkinsida; Perkinsidae. Gene Ontology annotation, molecular function: glycosyltransferase activity. The record is from RefSeq and is a predicted model, not a curated record. The transcript has 7 exons.